AUGCGGCCUUCGUCCGGUAAGACUCUGGGAUCAGACGUUCCCUGGAAACCUUCGCAGGCCUUCGUCUCGGGAGUGCCGCAGCGGUCAGUUCAGCUGCCUUCCAAGGUGGCCCUGGCAGCAGAGUCCAGCUCCUUUUCCCUGGCGGAGUACCCGGAGAACGAGGAGAACAUCAGCAAUGCCUCUAUUGUGUUUUGGGGUGUCUUCGGCCUCCUGCUUCCCCUCCUUGGCGGCUUUACUACGGGCUUGAUCUUCGCAGCUUUGGGCUGGGGCCUGUCCACCGGCGGAAUUCUCAGUUUCGUGAAGAAGACCAAGUCCAUUGAGGAGUAUGCCGAUUACGUGACGCAGGUCAGCGACCUUGGCAAGAAGGGUGGCGAGUACGGUCUGAAGGCAUACAACUUCGUGGCGAAGAAGACUGGAGAGAUGUCGAAGUGA
Symbiodinium necroappetens is the source of this 432-nucleotide messenger RNA. Lineage: Eukaryota; Dinophyceae; Suessiales; Symbiodiniaceae. The record is from the annotation of a GenBank genome assembly.